AUGCCUGGCGCACCUCGGCCAACUGAGCAGAAGCGGCCCCCCUCCUCCUCCGCUCUGGCCAAAUCCACCGUGACGUAUGCGAGCAACGUGGCGAAGCACGAGUUUGUCUGGGAAGUGCAGGGCCUCUCCUGGCUCGAGCAGCAGCUCACGCAGGAGGGGCGUGAGUGCACCAACAGCAACAUCUUCCAGGUCGACCCAACGGACGGCUACUCGACGUACAUGCUCGUCUUCAGCCCGCGCGGCGGCAGCCUGGAGCACGAAGCGGACGAUGACUACCAGGUCUUCGAUUCCAUUCCUCGCGGCACCCUUGCACUCAUUCGCAGGGCGGACGACUACGGGACCAACCUGUGCUACCGCUUUUUCGUGCGGGACGCGAGCCUAGAGUUCCAGCCGCUGGGGGAGGCGACGCGGGUGGCCGUCCCCGCGCGCGAGGGCUACGAGCCCGCCUGCUUCGUUGGCGGUCCAGAUUUGCACAGUGACUCGAAGGGGCUCUUUGGCCUGUCCUUCGACGAGCUUCUCGGCAGCGAGUGGGUCAAGGACGACUCGAUCUGCUUCAAGGUGUGCAUCGAGGAGGCGGUCAUGAAGGAGCACCCCAGCGGCGGGCAGAUCCGAGUGGGGAAAACGGACGUCGUCUACGAGCACAAGCCGCCGUCGGUCGAGGUGCCGCCGCCGACGCUGCAGGCCGACUUUCUUUCUCUCCUCACCGAGGGGCGCCACUCCGACGUCACCAUCGAGGCCGCCUACGGCGAGGCUGCGCCGGUCGCCUUCAGCGCGCACACAAUCAUCCUCAGCCAGCGCAGCGACGUCUUCGCGGCCGCCUUUUCGCACGAGAUGCGCGAGAGCUCCACGCGCACGCUCACGGUGACGGACGUGCCGCCGCCCGCGCUCAAGGCGCUGCUGCACUUUCUGUACACGGACGACUUUGACGAGGUGCAAAAGGUGCUGCGCGAGGAGGGCUCGUCGGAGGCUUCCUCCUCCUCUUCGGGCGCCGCUGCCUCGGGCGGCGCCUCCUCUGGCGCGGCGGAGCAGAGCAUCGCGCAGCUGCAGGCGGUGCUCGCCGCGGCGCACAAGUACGGCGUGCUGCGGCUGCUGCGCUGGGCGGAGGGGCAGCUGUGCGACAAGCUGUCCUGCGAGAUGGCGUGCUCGCUCCUCAGCCUCGCGCACGUCUACGGCGCCACCGAGCUCGAGCGCAACUGCCUCGCCUUCAUGAAGGCAAACAUGGCGAACGUGGUCAAGCGCGCCGACUUUGCGGCCCUCGCGCCCGAGGCCCUUGUCAAGUUCAACAUGCAUUGCGCGGGCGUCGACCCAGCGGAGGAGGAGCCGGGCCGCAAGCGCAAGCGCGACGACGAGUAG
Messenger RNA from Emiliania huxleyi CCMP1516, 1353 nucleotides. RefSeq lists its product as hypothetical. Lineage: Eukaryota; Haptophyta; Isochrysidales; Noelaerhabdaceae. Bases 1 to 1353 code for a protein of 450 amino acids. Gene Ontology annotation, molecular function: ubiquitin protein ligase binding. The transcript is spliced from 3 exons. Gene Ontology annotation, biological process: proteasome-mediated ubiquitin-dependent protein catabolic process; regulation of proteolysis. The record is from RefSeq and is a predicted model, not a curated record. Gene Ontology annotation, cellular component: cytoplasm.